AUGGUUGUGCGGUCACUUGAUAUUAAUAAAGAUUCAUUUCGACCUCAUGAAAAUGAUGAAGAACUUGUUGGAGCUGAAAUAUCAUAUCUUAGUGCAAUUGGGGCAUUAAUGUAUCUUGAUAGCAAUUCACGAUCAGAUAUAUCUUUUGAUGUAAAUUUAUUAGCAAGAUUUAGUUCUUCUCCAAUACGAAGACAUUGGAAUGAUGUAGGAUAUUUGUCUGACCCACAUAAAGAUCAAUCUCAGACAGGUUAUUUGUUUAUACGUGGAGGUACAGUUAUAUCAUGGCAUUCAACAAAACAAAUCAUGGUUGCAACAUCUUCAAAUCAUGCAGAGAUAAUAGCCAUUAAUGAAGCAAGUCAAGAAUGCGUCUGGUUGAGGUCAAUAACUCAAUACGUCCAGGAAACAUGUGGCCUUCCUUUGAAAAUGAAUAUUCCAACAAUAUUGUAUGAAGACAGUGUUGCAUGCAUAGAUCAAUUAAGAGGAGGAUACAUCAAAGGAGACAGAACAAAAUACAAAGAUAGGUGA
Messenger RNA from Capsicum annuum, 525 nucleotides. Its product is annotated as secreted RxLR effector protein 161-like. The coding region runs from base 1 to 525 and encodes 174 amino acids. The record is from RefSeq and is a predicted model, not a curated record. NCBI's taxonomy places the organism in Eukaryota, Viridiplantae, Streptophyta, Magnoliopsida, Solanales, Solanaceae. The transcript has 2 exons.